Molecule: messenger RNA, 1246 nt
Organism: Suillus subalutaceus
Lineage: Eukaryota; Fungi; Basidiomycota; Agaricomycetes; Boletales; Suillaceae
Exons: 3
Coding region: 229-873 (214 amino acids)
Source: RefSeq, a predicted model, not a curated record
GUCCAACUCUUCUGAAGGCUAUACUAGCGUGCCAUGGGCCUACGACUUCUUUGGCAUAGGGUUUCAACUGAUCAAGUCGUCUAUUCCCAGAUUCCUUCCAGCAGUGCUAGAAGCGAAGACUUCAACUGGCGCUCAUGCACUUCUUUUCGGUUUUUUAAUUGUGCAUAGGCGCUCAGACUAUUGUUUCAAUAGGCCAGGCCUCAGGACCCGCUGAGUCAAAACGUUGAAAUGCUGAGCACAGGCAUCGGGGAGCAUUUGUGGUAUAGCCUCAAUUUCAUAUGUUGCCAAAUCUCAUACGCGGCAGCUGUACAUGUGCAUUCUUGGAGCGCUUGGUCUAUUAUCAUCACAGCCAUCGCCCUGGUGCUUCCAAACAGAAAUCACAAAGCGUGCGAGGUUUACUUCUUCUUCGGAACCUUGGCUUUUGCCUUGGCGGCGGGAGCCUCUGCGGCAGGUGCAGGAGGUUUGGCACCUUUAUUUGGUGCAGGGGCACCCUUGGUGGGUGGGCUUGGUGCUCCGGAAGCAGCACCACCGGUAGUAGGAGCGCCAGUCUUAACAGCUUUCUUUGCAGCGGCCAUCGUGUAUUAUUUGCACGAGAGAAGAAGUAUGAGCGAGGAUGUGGUUGUGGUAGUCGAAUGGAGUACAAGCAGACAAUCUUUUAUAGCCCUCCCGCAGCCCUGCCCUCACCUUCGGCAGAGUUCGUACCGUUUCUCCCUGUGGAUCGCAAAUUACGCAGCUGCAUUCAGUUCCGGAACUAUCGAUGUCCAAGAUGAGUUUGGACUCUGUCAGUUCAGGAUAUUUUCGCGCCAUUUACGCUCUGAUCUGUUUGUGGCAGUUCCAAUGAUCUCUACUGGAGGGAAGAUACAGCGGAAAUGAAGCCAGCAGAGCUUAUCCUCCCAACCAUCUCCUUUCCCCUUAUCUGGGAGCUGCGUACGUUGAAACUUACUAUAUUUCAUCACAAGCUCUGCAGUUUGGCUGUUGGUCUGCAUCCUGAAACGGAUAGUUCACCUUGUGACAGACCACACUUGUACCAAAUACCAUUCUUAAUCACUCCUCUACAUCCCCACCAAUCGCAUCAUAGCACGGGCGUUUUUAUGUGUGACUUCUCCCCUUGCGCAUUCAUUUCGGUGGAAGUGCCCUUCCCUGUGACCUCGCUUCUUGCCCGAGCUUAUCUACGUGGAAGUUAGGAUUGCGCAAUUUUGGCCUUCCAGUCUGCCUCGGGAAAGACGCGAAACAUAAUCACAUCUAA